AAAUUAAUGGUUCGAAUGUAUUUUUCUGUUUCAGACAAUAGCGUAUCCUCUGGACGGGAGGAAGCGACUGGCCCUUCCAACUGCCCCGUUUUGAGGAGUUGUUCUUCUCAGCCGUAUGGAGAGACGAAUCAGCUGGGAGGUGUGUUCGUGAACGGCCGGCCGCUACCCAACGUCAUCAGGCUGCGAAUCGUCGAAUUGGCCCAGCUCGGCAUCAGGCCGUGCGACAUUUCCAGGCAGCUCCGCGUCUCGCACGGCUGCGUAUCCAAGAUCCUCGCCAGAUUCAACGAGACGGGCUCGAUCCUGCCAGGGGCGAUUGGAGGCAGCAAGCCGAGGGUGACCACCCCCAAAGUGGUCGCUUUCAUCCGCCAGCUCAAGCUGAAAGAUCCCGGGAUAUUCGCGUGGGAAAUAAGAGACAGGCUUCUGGCCGAGGGCGUCUGUGAUAAGUUCAACGUGCCGUCCGUCAGCUCCAUCAGCCGCAUACUGAGAAACAAAUUGAACGGUUCCGCACAAGGGCAGAACCAUUCGAACAUGUACAACCCCAUCUACCCUUCUUACAAUUACAGUGGGGAGGGCUCUCAACCUACGGAAAAAUGGCGACCUCCUCAUCCGUCUCACACCGUGUCGGACUUCUUCAUCCCACCGUCAUUGCAGCAACAGAACCCCGUCCACAACUACAGUGCCCAGUACACCAGCACCGUUCAGUACACCACGAUGACGGCCAUGUACCAAGCUUGGCCGCCUCAAUAAUAUACGAGCUCGAAAAUUACGUCUAGGCGGAAAGUGACAAACUCCUAAACCUUGUCUUUAUCCUAACGGAUCAGUUUCACGUACGACGAUGGUCCCUGUUUUCUUGCCAAUAAGGCGACCCUACCCCAGGUAUUCAAUUCAAGCUUACCUGUAAGCUUUUAAGAUCGUGUCCCAUUUUCCUGCUACUGUUUGUAAGUAAUCGUUAUGUUAAGCUAGUCAUGACCAAAAUUAAUAUUAAUUGCGACCGGAAAGAAUUUAUAUACAUUCGAGAACGUGGCCUUUCUUUAGUAUUGCUAUAUUUUUAUUAUUUUCAUAAAUUAUAUUUAAACAAUAAUUGGACUAGUUAGUAUUUCUAAGUUAUGGGCAGUGGAAUAUAGGCUUCGAAUACAACCUGACUAAAUUGACUGAUAGAUUGAAUUCGUCAAAAACUAGCAGGAAAUGCGACUGGUUGUGUGUUAAAAAUAAGUCGAGAAAACAACCUAAAAGAAAUUGGUGUUCUCACGAUUUGUAUUGAAUUUGUAGCCCAUGAAGAUAGAGAUAUUAAAAAAAAAUUAGAAAUCUUAGUUAGAAAACUUGGAGUGUCAUGUUGAACAUUGAAGAUUCCGAAAUGGAGAUUUUAAACUGGCGCCAAGUAAAUCAGUGUUACCAACAAACGGGCCGAAACACUGCAUGGAGCAAACUGCUUCCGCGCUAAACACACGGAAUUUCGUACUAACCAUUAACACAAUUUUAAAAUUUGUGUUACUCUGACUUAAAAUUAGGUCAGAAAGUGUUAAUUUAUCAACUGGGUUUUAAAAAUUUAUCUACUAGACAAAUAUAUUAAUCCACGGUGAGGAUAGAGGUUAUAGAUUGGCGCCAAACAAAUCAGUGUUACCAAUAAAAUCAAGAAAUUACUCGCCAACCUUGAACAAAAUGCUUAAAGUUUGUGUUACUCCUAUCCAUCAUUGAACAGGGAUGGUUAAUAUACAUUAACCAACUCCAUAUAUAAACUGGGUAUUGUUUAAAUAUAUAAAAAUCGAUAAAAGAUGGAAUGGUAUGAAGAGUAAUUUUGAAGUUUCAAGAUCCCAAAAUGGAGAUUUUAGAUUGACGCUAAAUAAAUCCGUGGUGCCAACACACGGGCAGAAAAACUGCUGGGACAUCACUGCACCCGUCAUAAACUCAAGGAAUUUCUCGCUAACCUUAACAAAAUGCUUAAAGUUGGUGUUUCUCUAACUCGUCAUUAGGAAGAAGAGAUUAAUUUGUAAACUGGAUUUGAACAUUUUUACCAGCCGGGUUUAUAUAACAAUCGAUAGGAGAUGCAGUGAUGAUGAAGAGCUAUGUUCAAAAUUGAAGAUUCCAAGAUAGAAAUUUUGGAUUCGCGCCAAACAAAUCAGUGUUGCCAAUACACGGGCAGAAACAAUACAGGAGCAGCACUGCGCCCCCGAUAAACUAGCGUAAUCCCGUCGACAAUCGUUAUCAACAUUGCUAAAGUUGGUGUUUUUCAAAGCCAAUAUUGAACCUGAAACAAUUAAGAGUGCUAGGACUAUCCAAAGAAAACUAGUAGCCGUGAUUUUAGGUGCUGCCCAAAUUUAUCGCCGAUCUUCUAUUUACGACCUCAAUUGAAUUGUCCGUUAAGACAAAAGAAUAUUUAAUUUUACACUCGUGAAAAAAGAAACUUUUUAAAUUAUUAAAUUACAUUAUAAAAUUUGACAAGAAAAUCUAAAGCGUUUUGAAGUUUUCGCUUUUCGCCUUGACAUUUAUUUAUCUGUGAAUUGUUAUUAUAAGUAAAAACUUAUUUUAUUUCAAAACUAGUACCAAUUAGACCAACAUUCCAUUUGAUGGAAACAUUAUUGUUAAGGAGCUAAGAGCUGUGAACUCCUGAUGAAAAGUUAUUUUUGUUUGGAGUUAGAAUUUAUAGAUUUUUAUGCUUAAAUUAAAGUACUUACGUUAAGGUAUUAAGAAAAUUUUUGUGUGUGCAAUGUUUGCCAAAAAAAAGUGUAUAUGUAAUAUAAUGUUGUUACAUUCUUCUAGCGUUAGAAAGAUUUUAAUCUUAGACAUUAAAUCCGUUAAUAUUAAUAUGACAAUCAUAUUAAGUUUUGGGAACCUGUAUAAAAGAUGAUGAAGUCCAGUUGUUAUCGUGUAAUAGCUUGUAUUUAAUUGGCUAAUUGAUAAUUUCUAACUUGAAAAAAAAAACUGUUUUAUCUGUAAAUUUUCAUUGUUUUAAAUGAAUUUUAAUAUAAGUAUGAGUUCUUGAGAUUUCCCCAUGCUGCCUGUGGGAUGAUGAAUGUGAACUUUGGUCGUUACGGAUCCUUUUGGUCCGCCUAUCCUCCAAGAAGGAGAUUUUAUAUUGGCAUCAAAAAAAUCAGUGUUGCCAAUAUAUACUGGGCGAGACACUAGUAACAACACUUCGCCGCUUUUACAUUACAUGAUAAGCUAAACAAAAUAUGCUAACCUUAAACAAAAUUGAUUAAAUUAAUGUUGCUCUGAGUCAACUUUCGAAAAGAAAGGGUUAAUUUAUAAACUGGAUUUAAAAGAUUUUAUCUGCUACACAAAUAUAACAAACGAUACGAGAUGCUGUGUUGGUGAAGAGCCAUCCAUGGUGUUGACUGAAGAUUCCAAGAUGGAGAUUGAAUAUACAAAAUGGAGAUUGUAGAUUGGGGCAAAAAAAAUCAUGGUUACCAAUACACGGGCAAUACUGCAAGAACAACACUGCCCGCCUAUCCUUAGAAGAUUCCCGUUAACCUUAAACAUAAAUGAUAAAAUUGGCGUUGUUCUGAGGCAACUUUGAGCAAAAAAUGAUUAAUUUAUGAACUGGAGUUAAAAGAUUAUAUUUGCUAGACCAAUGUAACAACCAAUACGAGAUGCAGUGGUGAAGAGUUAUGUUGGAUACUGAAAAUUCCUAGAUGGAGAUUUUAGAUCGGCGCCAAAAAAUCAGUGUAACAAAUAUUCGGGCAGAAACACUGUAGGAACAAUACUGCGCCGGCCAUAAAUUGACAGAAUUUGCUGUUAACCUUACACAUAAUUGCUCUGAAGCAACUUUUAGCAAGAAAAGGUCAAUUAUAAACCUUUGAAAAUUUUGAUCAGCUAGAAAAACUAUAACAAUUAAUUCGAGAAUUACCUGCUGUUGAAGAGCCAUGUGGGGAUUGAAGAUUCCAAGUUCGAAUUUUACAUUCAGUGUUGCCAAUAAACGGGCAGAAAAAAUGUAGAGGCAACUCUGCGCCCGGACAAAUCCCACUAACGUUAAACGAAAUUGGUAAAGUUUGUGGUGCUCUGAGGAAUCAUUUGACAAGAAAGGGUUAAUUUAUAUACCGGAUUUGGAAAGUAGUCUAUAUUAAACAAAUAUAUCAAUUGAUAAGAGAUGAAAAGGCAAUGUUUGAGAUGAAUGAAGAUUCCAAGAUGGCGAAUUAGAAUUGGCACCACAUAAAUCAGUGUUACCAAUACAAGGGCCAAAAACACGCCCCCCUCAAUACGGGAUUUCGCACUAACCUUAAACAAAAUUCUAAAUUUGAUGUCGCUCAACUUAGGGCUAGAAAGAAUUAAACCGUUUUCUCUCUCGACCUAUGAGACCACAACAACGAAGAUGACGAAAUCAAGCCAUCAAGGAUAGGCAGGCCAAAAUGUCCUGUAACGACCUUUUUCAUAACAAUUUUUUUUCUCAAUACUACGUGGGUUUGAAAUUAGAAAUUCAGUCGAAUUACAUAGUGAGAAACUAGUUUACAAAAUGUUACUAUAUUUUGAAAAUGGUUAUAUACAAUAUAACUUAAGCGGAAAAAUAAAUAUUCUUUAUAAAAAUUUCUACUUUUAUAUUUAUUUUUAAAAACUCGUAAAAAACAAAAAACAUCAAGCAUGUUGAAAAUCUAAUGUCUGAGAGUGAGCAUAAAAAUUAUUAAAAUCACAAUUGUAAAUAAUAUCGUUUGUACAUAUGUAGCCAGGAAAUUAAUUUCUCGCCUUUUUGACUAUUGAUGUUAUAUAUUUUUAAAAGUCAUUUUUUUAUAACAAACAUAAGACUAAUGUUAUUGUAGACAAUUUAGCAGGAAAUUUGCCCUUUUAUUUUGUUGAACGGUGAAAUCCGUCCGUUUGAUGAGCUUUGGUUCAAACACCGAUGUUUAUAUAUAUAUAUUGAUCGAUAAAAUCAAAGACCAAAAAAAGGUCGUGUACGCCUGAUUGAUCACAAUAAAAACAUAUUUGCUUGAUUUUUGUUUCCCUGGAUGUUCUUUAC
Messenger RNA from Cimex lectularius (bed bug), 4945 nucleotides. Its product is annotated as paired box protein Pax-1. The transcript is spliced from 2 exons. Gene Ontology annotation, molecular function: RNA polymerase II cis-regulatory region sequence-specific DNA binding; DNA-binding transcription factor activity, RNA polymerase II-specific. Gene Ontology annotation, biological process: regulation of transcription by RNA polymerase II; anatomical structure development. Bases 7 to 747 code for a protein of 246 amino acids. The record is from RefSeq and is a predicted model, not a curated record. NCBI's taxonomy places the organism in Eukaryota, Metazoa, Arthropoda, Insecta, Hemiptera, Cimicidae.